ACGGUAUCCGGAAAAGGUUCAAAACAGGAUUUUGAGAGAAAGCCCAUCGAAAGUCUUCUUAAUGACGGGAGAUGGAUUUGGAAGGAACUUUUGAAGGAGAUUGGUUAGUGAAAAUGGGAUCUAAUUCAGCUGGUGGACUAGUAUAUAACAGUUACAUGUCGCCGGUUGGGUGCAUUGACCGAUUUUAUUUUUUUUUUUGAUGUUUUCUUAAUUCUCGAUUACAAGUUUGAAUACAAUAGAAUAGAAGAUGUUUCAUAAACUGAGUAAUUUAACGUUCAAGUGGGAAAACAUUUGUGUAAGUGUUCCUGGCAAAGACAAUUCAAAUGGGGAUAUCAGUAUUUUGACCAAGAACCAAGGAUCAGUUCGCUCGCGACAAAUGAUGGCUAUUAUGGGGCCUUCAGGAAGUGGGAAAACAACAUUAUUGAAUGUGUUAGCUCAAAGAGGCGUGCCACCAAAGGGGAAACAACAAGGGGUGGUAACAGCUGGUGAUAUGGUGGUUACUCUGAAAAACAUCAGGCAGUUUUCAAGUUAUGUGGAACAAGAGGAUUCGUUGAUUGGGUCAUUGACGGUUAAGGAGACAAUUGAUUUUGCAGCCAAGUUGUCAGAGAGCAGCAAUGGGGCAUUGGGAAAUUUUGAAGACCGAAAUGGAAGGGUGAAUGAGUUGUUGGAGUAUUUGGGGUUGAUGAAUCAAAAGAGUACGAAAGUUGGGACGCCACUUCAAAAGGGAAUUUCUGGUGGACAAAAGCGUCGAGUGUCAGUUGCUUCUCAAGUGAUUACGGAACCUAGUGUUUUGUUUUUAGAUGAGCCAACAUCAGGGUUGGAUUCGACAGCGUCAUAUGAGGUUAUUAGUACAAUUAAAACGUUAGCCAAGGCGAUGAAUAUUGUUGUCAUUGUUUCUAUUCAUCAACCGUCGACAUCGACGUUUAAUUUGUUUGAUAAAGUGAUGUUUUUGUCAAAGGGAUUGACAGUUUAUAGUGGAGAAGUUGGGAAGGUUGUUUCGUAUUUCAAAUCAGUUGCCGGAUAUGAAAUUCCGGAGUUUUAUAAUCCAGCCGAGUAUAUCUUGGAGUUGAUAAAUACAGACUUCCAUAAGAAAAGUGGUAGUGGUUCUGAGCAGGAUGAAGAUGGAAAAAAAGAUAUUGUGAACAAGUUGAGGAAUAUUUGGGAAGAUUAUGGGCACAAGACAAUUGAGCAGAUGGUUGAGUUUGAAGAAUGUGGAAGCGAUGGAGAGUGUCCUGAAGCACUAUUUCAAGAACCGUGCAAGUCAGUGAGAAGCUGUGUUUUGAUCAAUGUAAAGCAAACGUAUUAUUUGAUGCAGAGAUUGUUUAUCAAGUCGAGAAGAGAUGUUUUAGCAUAUUAUGUUCGAAUUGUGAUGUACUUGGGGUUGGCGAUUUUGAUGGGGACAGUUUGGCUUCGGUUGGGGAGCGAGCAGGAAAAUAUCCAGCCAUUUAUCAAUGCGAUAUUCUUUUCGGGAGCAUUCAUGUCAUUCAUGUCAGUUGCCUAUAUUCCAGCGUUUUUAGAAGAUUAUGGAGCGUAUAAAAAGGAGCAUAUGAAUGGUCUUUAUGGGGCAUUCGCAUUUGUGGUGUCUAAUUUUAUGGUGGGCUUGCCUUUUUUGUUUAUCAUCUCGUUGCUAUUUGGAGUUAUCACGUAUUUCAUGUGCAAUUUCCGACAAUCGUCGACAGGAUUCGGUGAGUAUGUGAUGUGGUUGUUUCUUGAUUUGGUUGCAGCAGAGAGUAUGACGGUUUUCGUGUCAACGAUGUUCCCGGUUUUUGUUGUUGCAUUGGCCCUCACAGCAUUUAUGAAUGGGUUGUGGAUGGCGGUGGGCGGAUUCUUGGUGAGUGCGAGCAUUUUGAACGACUUCUGGUACUAUAGCUUCUACUGGGUGAACUACCAGAGAUAUGUAUUCCAGGGGAUGAUGUUCAACGAGUUCCGGAAGGAGAGAGUAUUUGAGUGCGAUGAUGGAUGCCAUUGCAUGUACUCGUCUGGAUUGCAGGAGCAGUGUCAAAUCGAGGGAACUGCAGUGUUGAGAUCGCUAGGAUACGGGGACAACGAUAAGGGUCUCUGGGUCGGAAUCUUGGUGGCGUUGAUCUUCGCCUACAGGCUCGGAACGUACCUCGCCUUGAAGUACGGAAGGUAGAGCCAACAUCCGCCAACAUCCUUCAACACCCAGCAUCCAGCAACGCACUCCGGCGCUGUGGGCGCAGCGGCGGGCGCAGGACUGCGGCUGAAGGUUCGGGCUUGUAUUGUUCACCAGCUCCACUCUCUUCAGUGCUAGAACUGCUAUCUCUCCAUUGCUCUCAUCGUCGUCUCAGGCUCUUUCAUCUGGCUCCAGGCUUUCU
Molecule: messenger RNA, 2336 nt
Organism: Ascoidea rubescens DSM 1968
Lineage: Eukaryota; Fungi; Ascomycota; Saccharomycetes; Ascoideales; Ascoideaceae
Product: PEP carboxykinase-like protein
Exons: 1
Coding region: 248-2134 (628 amino acids)
Cellular component (GO): membrane
Molecular function (GO): ATP hydrolysis activity; ATP binding; ABC-type transporter activity
Source: RefSeq, a predicted model, not a curated record